GAGGAAGAUGUGGGAGGAGCAGGGUGGCGGAAGCGGGGAGGACGGCGGGGGCGGGAGUAUCUCGGGAGAGCCAGGCCAGGCUUCCUUGGGUGGAAAAGACGAAGCGACAGUACCCGGGGAUCCCCCAGGCCGCCCCCUACCGGGCCGGCUCGCGCUGGCGCGGGGCAGAGCCCAAGGAGCGAGUUGCUAUGGACACCCGGCCAGGGUGGCCGUCCGCUUCCGGUCCCGGCGCGCCGGCAGCUCUCGGGCCCCCAUCCCCCGAAGUGACCCCCAUCCCCCGAAGUGACCCCCACGUGGGAGGCCUCCUGACCUUUGACACCGCCUUUUUACCGUUAGGGUGAAGGCACCACGCGCUCCCGCCCAGGCCCAGACAUGCCGGUCCUUGUGAGGCAGAAACUUGAGAGGGAGCCGUCCUCUCCCUGAAGCCUCGCGGUGGAACAGCUGUCUGACCCGUUCAAAGGGAAGGAUGAAGUCUCUGCGCAGGCACGCGAUGUGAAUGGAAGAGGCGUGUCACUAUGCAAACAGUACGGCACUCUGAGCGCACACUAAAGACAGCUCUCAUCUCAAAGAACCCAGCGCUUGUGUCACAGUAUGAGAAGUUAGAUGCUGGGGAAAAGCGUCUGAUGGACGAAGCCUUCCGGCCAGACAGUGAUCUCUUUGGACCCAUUACUUUGCAUUCGCAGUCAGACUGGAUGACCUCCCAUCCUGAGGCUCCCCAAGGCUUUGAAGAGUUUUUCAGUGAUCCUUACAGAAAGACACCUUCUCCACAGAAGCACAGUGUUUAUAUACAGUGCAUUGGAUUGCUAGGAAACACCAGAAGUAUCAGUGAAGAAUAUGUGAAAUGGCUCAAGGGCUACUGUGAAGCAUUUUUCUAUGGCUUGACAGUAAAACUCCUAGAACCAGUUCCUGUCUCUGCAACGAGGUGCUCCUUUAGAAUCAAUGAUAACACGCAGAACCUACAGAUUCAUGCAGGGCAGAUCCUGAAGUUCUUAAAAAAGAAGAAACCUGAAGAUGCUUUUUGUGUUGUGGGAAUAACGAUGAUCGAUCUUUACCCAAGAGACUCCUGGAAUUUUGUCUUUGGACAGGCCUCUUUGACAGAUGGUGUGGGGAUAUUCAGCUUUGCCAGGUACGGCAAUGAUUUUUAUAGCUCCCACUACGAAGGCAAACUGAAGAAGCUGCAGAAGAAGUCUUCAAGUGACUACUCGGUUUUUGAUAAUUAUUACGUUCCUGAAGUGACUAGUGUUUUGCUGCUUCGGUCCUGUAAGACUUUAACCCAUGAGAUUGGACAUAUCUUUGGACUUCGGCACUGCCAGUGGCUCGCAUGCCUGAUGCAAGGCUCCAACCACUUGGAAGAAGCUGACCAGCGUCCCCUCGACCUUUGCCCCAUCUGUUUACGCAAGUUGCAGAGUGCUGUCGGCUUCCACCUUAAAGACAGAUACAAAGGGACACGGGUUCCAGCCCCGGCCCGGGAAGAUCCCACAUGCCACGGAGCAACUAAGCCUGUGCGCCACAACUACUGAGCCUGCGCUCUAGAGCCCGCGAGCCACAACUACUGAAGCCCGCGCACCUAGAGCCCAUGCUCCACAACAAGGGAAGCCACCGUGAUGAGAAGCCCAUGCACCACAAUGAAGAGUAGCCCCCGCUCGCAGCAACUAGAGAAAGCCUGCGCACAGCAAUGAAGACCCAACACAGCCAAAAAUAAAUAAAUAAUAAUAAAUUUACAUUAAAACCCCCCCAAAACUAUGAAUAUGUGGAAGCGAUUUAUCUUUCCACACAUGGGACAAGGGUAUGAUAUUCAUUAGGAGGAAGGCAUGAUUUUAAGAAGGAGGGAAAGUAUCUAAUCUCGAUGUGCAAGUGAAUGUCUGUGUGUCCACAAACAUAGCGACUGCAAUCCCUGUCUACACGUGUGUCUUCACAUAUGUAUAUCUGGCAUGCCUAUGUGUACACUUAACAGGUGUAUACGUAUCCCCGUGAAAUUGCAACCACGAUAUAAUAAUGCCUGUGGAACACCUAGCAAGUUGAGGAAAGAAAGUAAUUAUCCUCCCACCUUCAAAAAACUGUGAGGACUCAGUGUAAUUCUUCUCUUCUGUGCAUCCUCAUGACUGUCCUGUGUGCUCACAGCUGGCGUGUUUCUGGUGCAUGCCCUUUGACAAGCAUGGUCUCACCUUCGUGACCAUCUUUAUCAAAUGGAACAGCUCCGUGGGGUAGCAUAAGUCACCGAUGUUGAUAACUUGAUUUGGAAGCUAAUGUUUUUCUCUUGCCUAAGUCUGUUUUGCUGGGAUUUGUUAAAAGGUGAAUCUGUUUUUCAAGGCGCUGGUGAGGUGGGUUGAUGCUGAGUCCACUGACACACCUACAGUUACUCCAAAACAUAGUCGUGAGGAUCCUCUGAGUUUGCCAAAACCUGUGGAAGCCUUUAAAGAAUGGAAAGAGUGGAUAACAAAAUGCCUUGCUGUUCUCCAGAAAUAAGAACCUUCAAAUAGGAGUAAUUAAAAUAAACACUUGCACAUCA
This is a messenger RNA of Globicephala melas (long-finned pilot whale), 2509 nucleotides long. It is a transcript of the gene AMZ2, whose product is annotated as archaelysin family metallopeptidase 2. Lineage: Eukaryota; Metazoa; Chordata; Mammalia; Artiodactyla; Delphinidae. The record is from RefSeq and is a predicted model, not a curated record. Gene Ontology annotation, molecular function: metallopeptidase activity. Gene Ontology annotation, biological process: proteolysis.